CAGUCUCUGCAACUUGUCUCUUCCGCUCGUCGUCUCCAUUCUCCAAUGUCCAACGGAAACAAAGCCUCGGCUCGCUUCGUGGUUCACCAUCUCGGCCACGGCGGAGGCGGCUCUGCCCGCUGCCGCCUGUGCUACGCCGUCGCUGUCUCCUUCCUCCUCAGUUAUCUCAUUUUGCUUUCGGGCGAAGUAAGCUCGCCGGCCGGGGCUCCUUUCACAAGCUCCCGCUGCGACGGGCGGUAUAUCUUUGUUCAGGAGCUUCCGGCGAGUUUUAAUGUCGAUCUCGUUCGAAACUGCUGCGUGUUCAGCCGCUGGGCCGGCGACGCCUGCCGCCUGGCCGACAACGGUGGCUUUGGCCGCGCCCUCGGCGGAGGCUGGUACGCCACUGACCAGUUCGCGCUGGAACUCAUCUUCCAUGGUCGCAUGCGGCAGUAUGAGUGCCUCACGGACGACCCCGCCAGCGCCGCAGCCGUGUUCGUGCCGUUCUACCCCGGGCUCGAGAUGGGGCACCACCUCUGGCGAUCUAAUGCCUCCGUGCGCGACGCGGCGCCGCUGGAGCUUGCGCGGUGGCUCCGGUCGAGGCCGGUGUGGGCGGCGAUGGGCGGGAGGGACCACUUCAUGGUCUCUGGGAGGAUUACUUGGGACUUCCGGCGGUGGACGGAGGACGGCGAUUGGGGCAGCAAGCUGCUGCUUCUCCCCGAGCUCGUGAACAUGACGACGCUGAUUAUUGAAUCGAGUCCAUGGCACCGCAACGACAUAGCGAUUCCCUACCCGACGUACUUCCACCCAUCCACGGUAGCUGAGCUCACGGCGUGGCAAAAUAGAGUCCUGAAACAGAGCCGGCCGUGGCUCUUCUCCUUCGCCGGCGCGCCCCGAUGGCGGCCGCCCAAUUCCACUGCCUCCCUCCGCGACCUCUCCAUCGAGCAGUGCCGCGCCUCCGAAAGAUGCAAGCUGCUCGACUGCGCUGGUGAACGGGCUGGCGAGUGCUUCUCCCCUCUCCGCAUAAUGGCUCUGUUCGAAAGCUCCGUCUUCUGCCUUCAGCCCGUGGGGGACUCCCCCACGCGGCGCUCCACUUUUGACGCCAUGGUUGCCGGAUGCGUACCGGUAUUCUUCCACCCCGGCUCCGCGUACACGCAGUACGCAUGGCACCUGCCGCGGGACUACCGUAGGUACUCGGUGUUCCUGCCGGAGGAGGUGGUGAGGCAGGGGAACGAGAGCAUCGAGCUGGCGCUUAGAAAAAUCACGGUGGAGGAAGUGGCAGCAAUGCGAAAGGAGGUGGUGGGCAUGCUUCCGAGGCUGGUGUACGGCGAUCGCCGGAGAGGAGCGGCGGAGUUCGAGGACGCGUUCGAUGUGGCGGUGGAGAGGGUGAUCGAGAUGGUGGAGAAGCAGAGGAAGCAACUGAGAGAAGGGGCUGCCGACGACGUGGCUGAAGAAAAGAAUACUUGGAGGCAGAGUCUGGUGGGUGCAAAUGUGGGUGACCACGACUGGGAUCAUUACUUUGACAUAUAAAGACGGAACUAUGAUUUAUAUGAUUUGACAUUCGUUUUUAAAAUUAUGAUAGUACAGCUUGGUUCCAUAUUUUUGUUUGUAUUUCUUUUAAUAAUUUUUAAAAUAAAUCUUAAAGUUUCCUGAGAGGAAAAAUUCUACUA
Messenger RNA from Zingiber officinale, 1646 nucleotides. RefSeq names its product xyloglucan galactosyltransferase KATAMARI1 homolog. The record is from RefSeq and is a predicted model, not a curated record. Gene Ontology annotation, molecular function: glycosyltransferase activity. The coding region runs from base 46 to 1506 and encodes 486 amino acids. Lineage: Eukaryota; Viridiplantae; Streptophyta; Magnoliopsida; Zingiberales; Zingiberaceae. The transcript has 2 exons.